Triticum aestivum (bread wheat) is the source of this 1572-nucleotide messenger RNA. Its product is annotated as ABC transporter B family member 14. Lineage: Eukaryota; Viridiplantae; Streptophyta; Magnoliopsida; Poales; Poaceae. Bases 1 to 1572 code for a protein of 523 amino acids. The transcript has 2 exons. Gene Ontology annotation, molecular function: ATP hydrolysis activity; ABC-type oligopeptide transporter activity; ATP binding. The record is from RefSeq and is a predicted model, not a curated record. Gene Ontology annotation, biological process: oligopeptide export from mitochondrion. Gene Ontology annotation, cellular component: mitochondrial inner membrane.
AUGGUCACACUGGCCAGUAGCAUCUUGCAGCACUACAUUUAUGGUGUUAUUGGAGAAACGGCAAUGAAACACCUAAGAGAGGCCCUCUUUUCAUCUGUGCUCCGAAAUGAGCUUGGUUGGUUUGAAAAGCCAAAGAAUGGUGUAGGAUCUCUUACCUCACGCAUUGUCAGUGACACAUCAACUGUAAAGAGCAUCAUAUCUGAUAGGAUGGCAGUCAUUGUGCAAUGCAUCUCUUCAAUCCUGAUAGCAACAACGGUAAGCAUGUUCGUCAACUGGAGGAUGGGUUUAGUGUCAUGGGCAGUCAUGCCAUGCCAUUUCAUCGGCGGCCUUAUCCAAGCCAAGUCAGCCAAGGGAUUUUACGGCGACGCUGCUAUCGCUCACCAGGAGCUCGUGUCCCUUGCUUCGGAGGCUGCUAGCAACAUCCGGACCGUGGCAUCCUUUGUUUAUGAAGAUGAAAUCAUGAAGAAAGCAGAACUGUCACUGCAAGAACCCAUGAGAAUCACCAAGAUUGAGAGCAUGAAGUAUGGGAUAAUCCAAGGGAUCUCGCUCUGCCUGUGGAACAUCGCACAUGCAGUGGCACUCUGGUACACCACAGUUUUGGUCCAGAGAAAGCAAGCAUCAUUUGAGAACAGCAUACGGUCAUACCAGAUAUUCUCGCUCACGGUGCCUUCCAUCACAGAGUUAUGGACCCUGAUUCCCAUGGUCAUGUCAGCCAUAACAAUACUGAAUCCUGCAUUUGACAUACUAGACAGAGAGACGCAGAUUGUGCCAGAUGAACCAAAAGCGACAAGUGACCGCUGGCUCGUGGGGAGAAUUGAGUUUCAGGGUGUGAACUUCAACUAUCCAUCACGCCCAGAGAUCACCAUUCUGGAUGGCUUCAAUCUAGUCAUCGAGCCUGGCCAAAGGGUAGCAUUGGUUGGCCCAAGCGGUGCAGGAAAAUCCUCUGUCCUGGCUCUCAUACUGAGAUUCUACGAUCCGCACAGAGGUACAGUGCUAGUUGACAACAAAGACACAAGGGACUACAACCUCAGAUGGCUCAGGAGGCAAAUUGGAUUAGUUCAACAGGAACCAAUUCUGUUCAACACAUCCAUCAGAGAUAACAUUAGUUAUGGAAGUGAAGAAUCUUCAGAAACUGAAAUCAUCCAGGCUGCCAUGGACGCAAACAUUCACGAGUUCAUCAGCGGUUUGCCAGAAGGGUACGGCACAGUCGUUGGAGACAAAGGAGGUCAGCUUUCAGGAGGGCAGAAACAGCGCAUAGCUAUCGCAAGAACUCUACUAAAGAGGCCAGACAUUCUGCUUCUUGACGAGGCAACUAGCGCACUCGAUGGUGAGUCUGAGAGGGUGGUGAUGACUUCUUUAGGGGCCAAGGAGUGGAACAACAGAGGUGAGCGAUCAAGCAAUAUUACAAGCAUCACAGUGGCGCAUAGAUUGUCCACAGUCAUAAAUGCAGACAUGAUUGUUGUGAUGGAGAAAGGGAAGGUGGCUGAAACCGGUGACCACCAAACACUGAUAUCUGCAGAUGAUGGUGUUUACUCAAGGCUGUUUCACUUGCAAAGCAACAUGAAGGAUUGA